ACAUUCGCAUUCAUCAGACGUUUCCUAUAAAUACUACAACUUCAUUCAAUCAUUAAUCUCACUCAUUCAAUCUCUCACACACAAUUACAGUAAGUCAGUAACAAGUAGUACACAAAACAGAGCCAACUGCUUCCUUUUCUGCUCCGAUAUUCCAACCAAAAUCAACAACAUGACACUGCAAAAGGUGGUGAUCAGGGUGUCCAUGGUGGACCAAAAGAAGUCUCGCACCAAGGCCAUGAAGAUCGCAGCGACUGCUUUCGGGGUGCAGUCCGUCGCAUUGAGCGGGGACGCAAAAGAUCAAAUAGAGGUCACCGGGGAAGGAAUAGACACCGUAGAGCUCGCCAAAUUACUGAGGAAGAAGAUAGGAAGCGGAGAUUUGAUCAGCGUCGGACCAGCCAAGGCCGAAGACAAGAAGGAUGAGAAAAAAGACGAGGCCAGUGUGGUUCCGUUGGUGUGGGGAUCGCAGCCUUAUUAUUAUAAUUCCUAUCCUGUGGUUUAUGCUCAUGAUCACUAUGACUCCCCUUCCUGCACUCUCAUGUGAUUCACCAUCCAAUUCACUGCUUGCUCCUUUGCUAAGCAAUAAAACUAUACAUAAUUUUUGUAAUCUUUCUUUCUUGUUAAUAAUUAUUUUCGUUUGUUUA
Molecule: messenger RNA, 641 nt
Organism: Daucus carota subsp. sativus
Lineage: Eukaryota; Viridiplantae; Streptophyta; Magnoliopsida; Apiales; Apiaceae
Product: disease resistance protein Pik-1-like
Exons: 2
Coding region: 170-541 (123 amino acids)
Source: RefSeq, a predicted model, not a curated record